Penicillium malachiteum is the source of this 1914-nucleotide messenger RNA. RefSeq lists its product as uncharacterized. Bases 1 to 1914 code for a protein of 637 amino acids. The record is from RefSeq and is a predicted model, not a curated record. The transcript is spliced from 3 exons. Lineage: Eukaryota; Fungi; Ascomycota; Eurotiomycetes; Eurotiales; Aspergillaceae.
AUGCUCGCCAUCGAAGUCGCCAGACCCAAACAAAAUUCCUACUUCCAACCCAUGAUGGAUCCCAACAUGAUGGAUAUGUUUCCUUUUCCCAGCGACGACAUGCAUACAAGUUAUGCGCCGGCCGAUUUCGCUAGACUUCCUCAGUCAUACUUCGAUCUCCAGCCCCAGUUUGCGGAAGCGGAAAUGUCCAAGAUUUCCGGCAAUUUCUCCUCUAUGCCUGCCACUCCUCCUUCCCUCACUACUUCCCACGCAACCGAACCACACAUUCCCACAGGAUCUGCAGCUUCAGGGCCAUCCAUUGCGAGUGCCCCUUCAUCAGCUAUUGGAUCACCAUAUUCAGGACCAACACCAGUCUACCAGGAUAAUUGGGUCAACACCAACCACGGCUUGGGUCUACCAAUGGCUGUUAUGCCUGAUCUUUUCUCCAAUGAAUAUAUGGCAGGUGCGUUGGAUAUGGAUGGCUUCUACAGAGAGAAAAUCCCCGAUCCUUUUGUUGAUCCAUCCUUGAUUCAACCAGUGCCAAUGGGCCCGAACUUUACACACACCCUCUCACAUCCUGAUCAACAAACAAAUGCCAUGUACUACAACGUACCUCCUAGCUUUGUCUCACAAUCUCCCGCCACAUCACCUCUCCCAUAUAACGGCAGCGUGGAGCAACAGUCGCCAGCACUGAACCCAUUUCAGUAUAUGACCGAAGGUCUUCUAUCUCUUCUCAUUCAAUCUCGACGUUCCCAGCAAAGUCCAGCUUUGAGCAGUCUUGAUGGAGACGACGAGGUCAAGGAAAAAGGACGGUGUAUGGACUGUGGCCGGGUCUUCAAGGACCUGAGAGCCCACAAGCUUACUCACUUGUCCGAGCGACCUGAGAAGUGCCCAAUUAUGAACUGUGAAUACCACACCAAGGGCUUUGCCCGCAAAUACGAUAAGAACCGUCACACCCUGACCCACUAUAAGGGAACGAUGGUGUGCGGCUUCUGUCCGGGAUCCGGCUCCCCCGCAGAGAAGAGCUUCAACCGCGCAGAUGUUUUCAAGCGCCACUUGACUUCCGUCCACGGUGUUGAGCAGACACCACCCAACUGUCGCAAGCGCAGCCCGACAGCAUCCAGCAAGAAGGGUACCAACUACAGUGGUGAUGCAACUGGCAAGUGUUCUACUUGCUCAACAAUGUUCAGCAACGCACAGGACUUCUAUGAGCAUUUGGAUGACUGUGUUCUCCGAGUGGUGCAACAGGAGGAACCAUCUGAGGCGAUCAACCAGCAGCAUCUGGCUGAUGUUGCCUCUGACGAGGAGGUGAUGAAGACGAUGGAGAAGCAUCAACUGUUUGACACGGCUGGUCCCGUGGAACAGUACGAUGAUAAUGACUCUCAUGACGAUGACGACUCUCAUGACCCCUCUAACUGGCGCGCUGGCCGUGGCGUACCAAAAUCUACCAAGGGAGCUUCUGGCUCCUCCCGACCGAUCAUUGGAAACGGCAACGCGAUCAAUAAGACCAACGCUUCCAGCGCCACCGGCAAAGGUCCCCGGGCCGUUGUGAACCGCCGUCGCAAUAACCGCGGCAACUACCCCCAAUCCUGGGGAUGCCCGAACAGCAGCAUGAAGACCAAGAAGCGUGUUCUCUGCGUCUUCGAUGGCCCCCGCCGGCUAUGGAAAGACGAGAUGAUGCUGAACAACGAAUUCGAAGUCCGUCUCCGUCUGCCAGGCGGUCCAGGAGAUGGUACCAACCGGGAUGCCUAUGUGACUGAUCUCGAUGUGGAGACCAUGAAGCGCGCUGAAGGAGUUCACAGUGCCAACGAUGAGCAGCGUGGUGCCUGGCUGAGUGGCCCAAGUAACCAUCUCAUGGGUCCCCCAGCUGUUCUCCUCCCUGAGCUGUGCCACUCCCACGACGAUGAGGUAUCGAUUCAUGAACUCAUGGCUUGA